CAUUCCUCUUCUCUCCCUCUCUCUCUCUCCCCCCUCUCUCUCCCCACCCCUCUCUCCUUUUGCUUUCCUGGUAGUAGCUGGGAGGAAGGAGGGUGGGCAUAGGACUGAGAGAAGAGAGAAAACAGAAAAAGAAUUGUAUGCCACUGUGUCUGAAUCUGUCUUCUACUUGCAGAUAAUUACAUCCAAGUUGCACUUUUGCCUUUUUAUUUCCGUUUUUGGACACCUCUUUUAUCAUCCAGCCAACUGGGUAGACAAAGCACUGUUGGUGCCCUGAGCGACAGAACUCUGGUAGGGGGCUGGCUGUAAAUUGACGUGGCAUGGAAAUUCUCUGCUAAGUUGUAGCAGCUUGCGUGUUUCUCUAAGAUCAAGCCCAGCCUCCUGGAGCUGGAGCUUAAUCAUGGGUUCAAUGACUUUACAGAAAAAUGGAUAGAAAAAGUCUUCUCCUCCUUUCUUUGAACCCAAAUGUUUUCUUUUUGGGUAUCUAUGAUUUAGCUGAAAACAAAAUCAAACCAGUUAAGUCUGUAACUUUCUUUUUGCAGCUUAAACAACAGAAUUUGCUGCUCUCCCUCUCCUUUCCUGCAAUUUAAUUCCUUACAGAUUUUGCCAUGGGGUGCGGACUUAGAAAGCUAGAAGACCCUGAUGAUAGCAGCCCUGGAAAAAUAUUUUCUACCCUGAAGAGACCACAAGUGGAAACAAAGACAGAAUUUGCUUACGAAUAUGUAUUGCUGGAUUUUACACUACAAGCUUCAUCAAACCCAGAAGUCAUCAAGAUAAAUUCAAUUCUGGAUAUAGUAACAAAAGUGGAGGACUAUUAUCUGAAAGGAUAUAUCGUUGGAGCUAUUCAUCCUGUUAUACAACCUAUGGUGCAGCGAAAACACCUCCCUGCAAGUUACCUGUAUAGGGUGGUGCUGUCACGCUUGAAAUUAAGCCCGAAACAUUCAGCAGCACCCAGUGGACAAAGACGCCCAAGGCUUCUGAUUGAGGAAUGUCCUCUAAUUUAUGAAACACAAACAAAUGACAUAGCAAAAGAACUGAUAGAAAAGAUUAAUGUUGCUGCUAAAAGAGGAAUGAAAUUUGUUGGAUUCAUAUCACAGUAUUAUUCACCAUCUAAAUUCUGCAAUGGAACCAGCCAUGAUGGAGAUAUAGAAUCAAUGCUACAUGUGAGACACAGUUCAGAUGAAAACUGUAAGAGUUGGAAUGAAGGAACAUUAAGUGGGCAAUCAUCUGAAAGUGGAAUUGAGGAAGAACUUCAUCAUGAAAGCGGACAGUGUCAAAUGGAACAAAAUGGCAGCCCCAGUUCCCCUAAAUCAAGAAAGGGAGAAGAUAACAAAUUGUAUAUAGUCUUCAAUGCUUUUGAUGAUGAUUCAAGCAGCUGGACCUAUCAGGAAGGCAUCCUGUCAAUGAAAGUAACAAGAAAAGGAUCCGUCAUUAGCACACUUGAUGCUGACUGGCUUGAGUUAACUACAUUUUAUUAUAAGCAAGGCUUGUCUUUAAUUGAUUCUUUUGUAUGCUGGGAAACAUCUAAAGGCGACCAUUUGCCUAAAUCUUUGGAAGGAUUUUUUAUCUAUGAAGAAGAAGGUUCUGGAGUUCCAGGUUCUAGUAGGAAAGGAAAUGAUGCUAUUGUAGUAGAACAAUGGACCAUUAUUGAGGGCUGUGAAAUCAAAACGGACUAUGGCCCUCUGCUGCACACUCUAGCUGAAUUUGGAUGGCUCCUGACAAGCGUGUUGCCUACACCUAUAUUAAGACAUGACAGUGAAGGGAAUUUGGCCACCAAGCAGGUCGUGUUCCUUCAGAGGCCGGUUAUGUGGAAUUCAGCUGCUCAAACACCAGAUAGGAAAGCCAGCCAGCAUGUAAAAGGUGAAGACAGGAACAAAGUCACCAGCAGGAGCAUCGGAUUGGACACAGCAGCGUCACAGCCUAUAGAAAGCAGAGCCCCGCCUGAGGAGUGCCUCCUCUCUCCUUCCAGAGAAUGCUGGACAAAGGAGGGGAGGCCAGCACAGUACAGCAGCUUCUCGGGGUUCAGCAGCAGCGACAGUGUCCUCCGGGAAUUAGACGACGGACAGUUUGAUCAGGAAGAUGGAGUGACUCAGGUCACUUGCAUGUGAGUCACAAGGCGACACAAUGGAAGGCCCUGUACAUAAUUAUUAAAAUAGUUGCCAACUGACUUUAUUGUAUUACUUUAUCUGCAUUUAUAUAAUAUUUUUGAAUUUUCCCAGACUCAGCUUUUCCUCUAAUCUAUGUAAAAACUUUGGUGCAACCUCCCAGACAAGGAAGAAUAACCAAUAUAUUUAUACAUUUAGAAUCAUGUUUACACUUCUCUCAACUAAAACAUCCGUUUAAGCAGAUGUUCCAUUGGGUUAUUAAGCAAUAAUCUACUUCAUUUUCUCAUGAAUGUACAAAGUAUGCUUUUCUUACAAUUCCUGGUAAGGAAGACUGAAUACCAGUAUUUUACCCAAUUAGAGAGUUCUCAGGAAAUUAGUCUUACUUAAACUGAAAAUUAAUCUCUCUCUCUCUCUUUCACACACACACACACACACACACACACACACAGCUGAUUAGUGAAAGUAAAUACCUAUUUCCUGAAUAUAAGAAUUAAUCCAUAUUUUGUCUUUAACUGUAGCAUACAUAUGUGAAGCAAGCCACCAUAUAUGUUAAAAUGUUCUUCAAAAAAAAUCUUUAUUGUAUAUCUUUGCUUUUCAUUGAGCUUGAACAUUCUUGCUCCUAAUAGCCUAGAAAAACAGAAAGCAAAGCAGCAUCUCUUAAAAUUCAAUAUGAAAAGAACCCAAGACCUCAACAUGUAAAAAUUUUAAUAGAAAGAUUUAAUAUUCUUUCCCUUAAAUUGCAAAUACUAUGAGGAGAGAAAACAUCAACUUCAAAUGGAAACUGAAGUUUUUAAUCUGUGUUUAGAUUUGAAUUAUGCUUUUAUUUUGACUUGCUAAAUCCUGAAGAAUGUUAAAACUCAGAAUUUUCAGUCCUGAAGGAGUAGCAAAGUGCUCAGAGCACCUGUGUUUGCUGAUGUAUUUGACCCAUCUCUGCCCUUCUUGCUCCUGCUGAGAGGGAUGCCUUUGCCUUGCCCCAGUCUUUAACAGAUUAAAAUUCUACAAAAUAGAGAAUUUUCACUUAUCUACGAAAGGCUUACUUUGAAAAGUGAGAACCUUCAAGUGAAUUGCAACUGACUUUGCUGUUGAUGAAUUCAGUCUGUUAUAUAUUUUUAUUAACAUUGAUGUUGAUAUUGUAAAAUCAUUUGAAUAAUAAAAUGUCAUUUGUCA
This is a messenger RNA of Lemur catta (Ring-tailed lemur), 3269 nucleotides long. RefSeq names its product raftlin family member 2 (gene RFTN2). Lineage: Eukaryota; Metazoa; Chordata; Mammalia; Primates; Lemuridae. The record is from RefSeq and is a predicted model, not a curated record. The transcript is spliced from 9 exons. Bases 606 to 2105 code for a protein of 499 amino acids.